Molecule: messenger RNA, 1224 nt
Organism: Enterobius vermicularis (human pinworm)
Lineage: Eukaryota; Metazoa; Nematoda; Chromadorea; Rhabditida; Oxyuridae
Source: the annotation of a GenBank genome assembly
AUGCAGCAGAAAAUCAAUCAAUUGCUGUUUGAAGGUACACCAUCCGUUCACUGUGGUAAUGACUUUAUCAGAUUUUCGGUGAAUACUCAAGCACCAUUCACGGGGAAAUUGUAUGUUAAGGGCGAAUAUAACAAUAAUCGCUGUGUUAAACGUUUCUACACACUUCCUGAAGAUUAUUACCCAGAUGAUACUGAUUUAAGACAAGAAACUGAUCAGUCAUCAAAUGAUAAAGCUGCUGUAUCACAGCAGAACAGUGUCAGUUACGAAAAACCUGAUACUUAUGUGACAAAAUUCACUAAAAGUUCGAGCCAAAGUUAUCAUCCAGAAGAAGGAGAGUUUACAGAAUUUGAAGGCAGUGGAAGUUAUCGUUGGUGCCCACCUUGUCCAGCCUGUGGCUAUAAUAAUCGGUAUCCUCGAGAUAUACCUGAGCAACCACACAUUGAUAUCAGGCUAGGAGCUUGUAAUGCAAAAAAGGACAGAACGUUAACUCCACCCGGUGUGGUUGUAACCCUUACUGUCGUCGUCAGUUUUCACCAGAGUUUUAUUACAAUAUCAGAUCGUGCCUAUCAUGUGCAGUGUGCUUAUGUGGAGGAAAAUAAGCAAGUCAGUGCGCAAAUUGAUGUUAGUAUGCCACCGUUAGAGGAACUGAUUGACAUCAAUGAACCACCAAAAUGUACUUAUCAAGUAAGAGGGCCUAACAAAGAGACAUUAAAUAAUGUUAGAGUGGGAGACGAAAUCAGGCAUGAAUGGAGUUGUACGUCAAAGUAUCAACAGCUUUACAAAAUGCUUGUAAGCAACUGUUAUGUGGAAGGCAGUGAGAGAGAAAAUGCUCUUGUUAUAGACGACAGAGGCUGUUCAGCUGACGAAGCAAUUAUUCCUACGCCUGAUUAUGCCUCUGACUCAUUAACUGCGACAGCACGGUCAUCAGUGUUUAAGUUCCCUGACAGUUCCGAUAUAGGAUUCCGAUGUGACAUUACUGUAUGCGUGCGCGGCGAGGAAGAUUGUGAAGAAAUAAGUCCACCUUCUUGCUCUCCUAUAAGAGAACGGCGAAUGAUAACAAAUAAGACGAACAAUUUUUGGAGACUUCAUACACCCACAUUAAAUGUUAUGGACAUUGACUUUCCAGUUCCAGACAAAGGUAUAGCUCUAGACCCACUACCGACUUUGACAGAAAUUCUGUUGCCGCUCAACAAAAAAAGUCGCCCUCGUUCACAAAAUCAUUGA